Molecule: messenger RNA, 1468 nt
Organism: Trichophyton rubrum CBS 118892
Lineage: Eukaryota; Fungi; Ascomycota; Eurotiomycetes; Onygenales; Arthrodermataceae
Exons: 2
Coding region: 262-912 (216 amino acids)
Biological process (GO): mRNA processing
Cellular component (GO): catalytic step 2 spliceosome; precatalytic spliceosome; Prp19 complex
Source: RefSeq, a predicted model, not a curated record
GGAACACGUGAAAGCGAGGCCCAGCUUUUAAAGUUAAUACGCUUAGGUAAGGUAGACAUAGAAAUUCACGUGACUACGAUCAACAGAAAUACGAGUUCGGAAUAGUGGAACUUAGGUAAUCGUCCUCAAACUGAGAGUUAGCCCAUUGUCAUGUGACCAAAUGCGGCCGUGCCAAGACAUCCGUAAGCGGAAAAGUUGAAGACAGCGAUGAGAAGGAGAAGCGGACGAUAGAAGGGAAGGGAAAAGGGACGAAAAGACAGGAUGUCGUUGAUCAAUGAGACGCAUGAUUCGCUUCCAUACAUCGACGAGGACGUGACGCCUCAGGUGCGUGCAGAGCUCAGCAGGCUCAUUGACGCCGAGCUCCCUGCAGACUACCGGUCGACUCUCCAUCCAUCUCUGCCAAAGCUCCCGCCGACCAAGUUUUCGCCUUUGAUCGAGCAGGAGCUUGAGAGAAAAGCGAGAAACGAACCCAUCUCCGGUGGAGUUGAUCUGUCUCGAUAUGAAGCUCCAGAGAUACCUCCUUCCUCCACAGACCCGAAUGCCAACCCUGCCACCGUUAUAGACGACUGGAAACAGACUCUGCGACGCGCAUACGCCGCACAUCUUCAUCUGUCCACCAGAAAGGAGAACCUAGCUUUGCUAGAAGCCCAUGGCAAGAACGCGUGGUUGAUUGGCAACAUGCAGCUAGAGGAGAUCCUGCGACGCACUGAAAAGGAGCUGCACGAUACCACUGAGGCCACAGAGGCAAUUAAUCGAGAGAGGAAGCUAAGGCAAGAGAGCGUCAGGGGAGAACUAGCGGCUCUGGAAGAUACAUGGAGACGGGGAGUGAGCGGAACUUUGAAUGUUGAGAUUGCAGCCGAGAAACUUAGGAGGGACAUUCUAGACAUGAGGCGGCAGCAAGCACAGUCGUAGAAUGAGUGGUGUGUGCUUAUCGAGCUACAACAUAAGGGCAAUGCUCGGGUACGGCCACACCGUACGAGAAGCCCCCUCAAAACCUGGCGUACAAGGUGCUGGGUUUUGGCGAACGCAGAAGUUGUGUCAGUCCCGUUCGUUAGGGGUAUUCUCUGAUAAUGCCUGCCUGAACCUCUCAGGAAGGCCGAGUCAGGCCAAGUGUACAGGCGAGACUACAGUUAUCGAGCCGACGUUAGCCAUCAAUCAGCCUGUCCACCAUGAACAGGCCCUGUCAGAUAUUUGGACUGUACUAGUAUAAGCAGGCUAGGAACUAGAACCAGGGACAUACACGACACAACAUCAACAUUCGGUAAUAGAGAUUAGCCGUUUGAACACUCUAUUUCAUGCCAUUAUAUGAUCGCAGCUCUUUGUCUUUUCUUCUUCUCAACGGCCAGCCAGGGCUAAGGUUUCAGUGAUGUAUACCCCGUACUGGAACAUCCAGACAGGCCUCUCAGUUUUCGUGUCAUUCGGCCUCGUAGCCCUUUAUAAGAAUCUACCUACUGCUUCGCUACCAAAG